GGAGAAGAAGAAGGUGAAAGAGGUGUGUGUAUAUGUAUACAAAAGGAAAGGCAAGUCGUUGCUGACGAGACGGCAAUAUAUGACAAAACGACAAUCAAAAAGAAAAAAAAAAGUGAGAAAGAAAGAAAGAAAGUGAAAGGUGAAGUGAAAGAGGGAAAAGAAAAAGGAAAAGGAAAAAAAAAUUGGCAGUUAAGCAAGAAUUUUCAUUCAAUGGUCAGCAGCAAUGGAGAGAAGAAACAACCGGAGGUCUGUGCUUGGGGACAGGAGGAGUUUAGUAAUGGACAGUAAAUCUAUGGAUAAAGAAGAUAUUGUGAUGACUGCCAGUCGUCAUGAAGACUGUUCAAUGAUCCGACUUGAGAGGAAAUGUCAGAGUGAGAUAGACAACAGCCAAAUACAUUUCAUUGGCGGUGGACCAUAUAAAGGGAUUCUGGUCAACAAAAUGGCACCCAGUAAGUAUCGAUGCCUUUGGCUUCUUUAUUGCGUUGUUUUUGUCACUGUCAUUGAUAUUAUUGCCGCUGCUAACACCAUUGCAUAA
Octopus sinensis (East Asian common octopus) is the source of this 535-nucleotide messenger RNA. RefSeq lists its product as uncharacterized. Bases 224 to 535 code for a protein of 103 amino acids. The transcript has 2 exons. NCBI's taxonomy places the organism in Eukaryota, Metazoa, Mollusca, Cephalopoda, Octopoda, Octopodidae. The record is from RefSeq and is a predicted model, not a curated record.